AUGCCCUGGCAACCGUUGCUCCGAAUCGCCUUCGCCGUCGCGACCUACCCUUUUGCUGCCUCGGGCCCGGCCGACCUACCACUCGAGAUUGGCGAUGAGCUCUACAUUAUCGAGGAGACGCCUGACGGCAACUGGCUGCGUGGAUACCUAGUGGCGCCUCCGAGCCUGCUCACAGGCCUUACCUCGGUAAAGGGUCAAACUCUGGAGGCUCGCGUUUUCAGUGGCAUUUUCCCCCGCAGCUGCGUCGAGAUUCGCGAGUUUCUGGGGGAGUCUGAGGACACGGACGACAACAGCGAUGCCACAGACGACCACCAACCCAGGCGAGACCAACGCCUCGUUGAGAGCGAUUCGGCCAAGAGCGGACUCAUAGGGGAUGCCGACGAGAGAAGGCUGCCGAUUCAGGAUAGACACCGUACUGGCCCGCCACACCGGGAAAGAAGAGGCCGCAAAAUUCCGAGAGAACUCCCCAAUGGCACUCGUACCAGUCUUUCUGUGCCCGUCAAGCGUGAGCCCGGAGCCCCGCGACCCCCGGCGCCCGUUCCCAUGCUCAAGAUCGGCGACGAGUCUCCCACAUCUGCCGCAGAACCCCUCAUCGACGAGAUAGCAAGCUGCCUCCGAGAAUGGCACUCCACGAACCUACACGAACUCCUCCUCACCCGCCAGUACUCCCGACUUGACCAGCUCUCCCAGCUCAUUAAUUCCCUGUACCUAAGCAGGCAACAACUGCUUCACAAUGUCCUGGCCAAUCACGAGCUUAAAAAACUUCGCGAGAAGACUGUCUGGGAUCUGGUCCGUGUCAACAAGCUCUGCGGCGGAGAAGUCAUCGUCCGUGAUCCCCGGGAACGGGGUAGGGUUCUGACGGGCGAUGACUCCGUCGUGGAGACGACCAAGCUGCAGUCCAUGAUGAGCCUUCUCAACGAGCCUCCGCAACCGACUCUCGAGCUGACCGCUUUGCAUCAUUUGCUCGUCGACGUUAGAGGAUUCGCCGGCGCCUCCUCCGAGGAAACGUCUCUUGCCCUCUACCUUUUAACCAAGUCCGCGGGUGGCCAACCGGUACCUCUGUCAGAGACCUUCACAGUCCAGAUACCCGCCGGUGGAACCAUGGGCAGCCUAGCCAAAUCUGGCCAGCUCAAGACGCUGUUCGCAGACCUAUCGGCACAGGAUAUAGGCGAUGUCCCUUCCGUCGAAACCGAGCUAUACCUCGUCAUCCAGGUCCGAGCGACCCAGCAAGUCAUGGGUGGUGGCAAGCCCCAGUCGAGAUCGGGACAAAAGUCACAGCCAUUUAGCAAAGAACCACCGAAGCCGAACUCGUCAAGCGGGAAGCAGACAAUAAGGAGGAGUCUCAUGUGGGGCUCUAAAAACUCACGAACCGCCUUUUCUCGUGGUCGGGAAGUCGCUAAGCUCGACGCCCUGACGGAGCAGCAAGAAUCCGGCGGUGUGACACAAGCCGAGAGCCGGGACGGCUACCGACCUCCCAGCACUGCCGGUUCCUUGUCACGCACUGGCUCUAUCGACGACAGCCACGUCCAUCAUGCAAUGGCGGAGAGGACGGUGGGUGUUGGGAUCCUCAAGCUGAACUCAAUCAUGAAGCAAUACGACUCCAUCGAACAAGUCGUCAGCAUCUGGUCACCGUCUCCAUCCCCGUCGUUUGCAUCCGAAAAGCAGGGCCCGGAGGAGGACUCGGACGUUUUGAUCCGCGAACUUUUAGACAGCCGGUCAGGUCGUUACGAAAAGUCUCGGAGGGCUGAGCGGGUGCAGGUACAGCUGAAGGCAUUCAAUCACCCGGAUGCGGACGCUCUGAUCAAGGCCACGCCAACUUUGCUCUCCGGAGUCUGCAAGUCCAGCAAGAUGGGGUUCUCCGGGGCACCGACGAAACCCAGAUCGGACAUAUAUGUCACAUUAGAUCAGGCGACGCUUUCCAGGCAUACUCUCCUCUCGAGGUUCGGCGGCAACCCAACGGCUAUCCCCGGCAACGUGCAUGGUAACAAUCUGCAAGUGACGCUCGAGGUCCGCAACAACCAAGGGAAGAGGAUAGAGAAUUGUGUGUUCGCAUCCUCCAACUCCGAAGGCGUCUCGGUAUGGAAGUCCUUAGCUGCGGAAAAGGGCGACUCGUGGAACCAGACCAUCCGACUCUCGGUCUCUCCGCGGGACGUGUUCACUGCACACGUCGUCAUGUUGCUUUCCGAUGCGCCGAAUCCCCCCUUUGCCGUCGCUCACAUGCCUUUAUGGAACCAGCAGGCAUUUGUGCGAGACGGUGCCCAUGCUUUGCUUCUCUACAAGUUAGACGAAAACACGUCGACGGCCCAUGGACAAGCCUCCGGCAAGGGUGGCUAUCUGUCUGUUCAAUGGAGUGCGCGGGGCGACAGCGAGCACUCGGCCGAGGUUACGGGCCCCUUGGCCACACUGAGGACCCAUACAUAUCUUUGCAGCACUCGAUUCUCCCAGGACAAGGUGGUCCUUGGACUGCUCAAGUGGAAGGAAGUUCCCAAGGAAGAAGUUCCGAAACUGCUGAACCAUCUGAUUUUCGUCCCUGAGAUUGAGGUCGUCAAACUGCUUAGCGACGUCCUCGAUGCUCUCUUCGGCAUUCUUGUCGAGCACUCUGGGAAUGACGAGUACGAAGACCUCGUCUUCACCGCCCUGGUAAGGGUGCUGGGUAUCGUGCACGACCGGAGAUUCAACCUUGGCCCGCUGGUGGACCAGUACGCCGAAAACCGCUUCAAUUACCCCUUUGCGACGCCAUGUCUCGUCCGGUCGUUUACCAGGCUGCUGGAGAAUCCGACCGAACCCGAGACGUCGCGCAAGUUGCGGUCCACCUUCAAAGUUGUCCGCCAUAUCUUGAAGUUCAUCACCCAUGCGAGGGGCCAGCAGAAAGCGAAGGAGGCUGGGAUAGGACUCACAACCUCGUCGCCUGGCUUCACUCGUCAUCUUCGGAGUAUAUUCAAAGCACUGGAUGCCAUGAUGCGUAACCCCGCUCCUGUCCUGGUGGGCAGCCAGACCCUGGCCGUCCAGCAUUUCCACACCUGGUUGCCGGAGCUCUCGGGUCUCCUGACCACCGAAGAGAUACUUCACGUUGCCAUCGACUUCAUGGACGCAUGCUCAGAGGUCAAGGGCAAGUUGGUCCUGUACAAGCUCGUCCUCGUCAUCAACUACUCCAAGCUGGACCUGUUCUCCCAUCCGGAACAGAAGGCUGCACUCACCGCAAAUACUGUCCGGUGGAUUGAGCCGCACUGGGGCCAUCAGGAGCAGGUCACUGACCUAUGGAAAGAUCAAGUGCGCCUCUGCUGUUCCGUCUUGGCCACGCAACUGGAUUCUCUAGGCCCUGAAAUCCCCGAUCACAUUCCGAAGCUCAUCGACUCGUACCUCUGCAUCAAGGCGGCUCCGAUCCAGUCUCGCAGCCGACUCUCUCUUCUUUUCCCCAUGUCAUACCCUUUCACAACGAAGCCGAUCACCGUCGCCGACGAGAUUACCUACGACGAGUCGCUUAUUGAGCUGUCCGCCAUCUUGUCGGCGGUCUCGAAUUCCCCAAGCGGCAUGCAGCUCGAGUUGGGCGAAGAGGACAUGUCGCUGCUCCUGGAGAACGUGCUUCGCGUGUACAUGAGCAUCUUGAGCGGAGAAGCUUUCCCCUCCCACUGGCUGAGCGUUCAUAUCCACCACCACAAGUCCAUCAUGGGGUCCCUUCAGUACCUUUCCACCAUCAUGUUAGAGUCCUUCCUGCCCGACCCUGACGACGCGGAGCACUUCAACACAGAGCUUUGGAGGGCGUUUUUCAGCACACUGCUCAAGCUCGUUGGGAGCCCAGGUCUGGCCUUGGAAACCUUUCCCGAGCAGAAACGCAGGGCCGUGUGGAAGAUCGCCGGAGAUGUCCGGGAGCACGGUGCGGAGCUGCUUCGCCGGACAUGGGAGGCCAUCGGUUGGGAUGCUAGUCCCGAGGAGCGGGCGAAGUACGGCUUGCAGAAGCUGGGUGGUUACCAAGUCCAAUACGUGCCGACCCAGGUCGGCCCCAUUGUCGAGCUCUGUCUUAGCGUGCACGAGGGUCUUCGGCGGAUGGCGGUCGAGGUCCUCCAGACCAUGAUCGUGAGUGAGUGGACCCUGGGCGAGGACCUCUCGGUCAUCCAGACGGAGAUGAUCGACUGCCUCGACCAGUAUUUCAAGUCGAAACCCCUCACCGAGAGCAUACUCCAAAAACUGUUCGUCUCCGAGCUUCUCGAAAGGUUCGAGCCGUUGUCACAGGUUCCCGACGAGCCUCUCUAUGCGGCAAUGCGCGACCUGAUUGGCACGGUCGAUGAGUUCCUCGACCUUCUCGUAGCUGUCCAUAGCGGAGACGUCACCAGCGAGGCCUCGCAUCUGAUCAACCGCCUCAGGCUGAUGGAAUUCCUUCGGGACAUGCAGAAAGAAGAGAUCUUCAUUCGCUAUGUUCACCAGCUGUCCACGCUCCAGAGCGAAUCAAGGAAUCACACAGAAGCCGGUCUUGCUCUUCGACUCCACGCCGAUCUGUACGACUGGGAUCCGGCCAGGCAAGUCGGCGCACUCGCAGAACCCGAGUUCCCGGCGCAGACGCACUUUGAAAGGAAGGAACGCAUCUACUUUGAGAUGAUCAAACACUUUGAGGAAGGCGAGGCUUGGAACGUUGCGCUCGCUGCGUAUAAGGAGCUCCAGGUCCAAUACGAGACUAACGUGUUCGACUUUGCGAAGCUCGCGAGGACUGAGCGGGCCAUCGCUACCAUUUAUGAAACCAUCAGCAAGAGUGAGAAGCUGGUGCCGAAAUAUUUCAAGGUCGUGUACAAGGGGCUCGGAUUCCCUCCCAGUCUCCGCGAUAAGGAGUUCGUGUUUGAGGGCUCGCCGACAGAACGCGCUUCCGCCUUCACCGAUCGCAUGCAAGAGCAGUACCCGUCGGCUCAGAUCAUCUCCGGGGGCGACGUCGACGACGCUGAGGGCCAGUACCUGGUCAUUUCCGCCAUUUCGCCUCAUCGUGACCUCUCCCAUCACGUCUUCCAGCGAUCUCGCGUUCCCCAGGUCAUCCGCGAUUACCUCAUCUCCUCCGGGCCUCAGGCCUUCUCCGUGUCUUCCAAGCGUAACACCUCCGGACCGGUGACGGAGCACUACGCCGAGAAACUGGUCUACACCACGGCCGACCCCUUCCCCACUAUCCUACGCCGGAGCGAGAUUGUGCAUGUCGACGAGAUACGGCUGAAUGCCCAUCAGACCGGGCUGGAGCGCAUCGUGCGCAAGACGCAAGAAAUGUCCACCAUCGAAAAGCGCAUUUCCGAGGGUGACGAGGAAAAUGCGCAGCUUCUCGUGGACGCGGUCAGUGUUUCCGUCAACGCCAAUUCGGAAAACAGUGUUUCCUGCUACCGGCGACUUUUGCCUGUUCCCGAAAUGGAAGACGAAGAAGUCGAGCUGAGCCCCCAGGACAAUGCCAUCCGGAUGGCUCUCUUAGACCAUGCUAUCAUGCUCAAGAGGUGCCUGGCUACCUUCUCGCGGAGCUCAAAUCCUGCUCUCAACCGGGUACAUGAGGAACUCCAACGACACUUUGAGAGCACGUUCGCACCCGAGAUUGCCAUGUUCGCGCCACCCCAACCGCUACGAGAGACUCCUGUCGCGCCGUCACCGACGUGGCGACGUUCAACCCGCUUCGAGCCGGGCUCGCCUCCCCUGAGCCUAACGGCAGCGGUCAUGUCGAACGGGCUCGGCAUUCUGUCCGAGGAAGCGUCGGCCGUGCAACCGGUAUCGAUCCGACAAGGACGUGGGGCCCGUCUGAGCCUUUUGGGCGGUCGAAAGAAGGAUCAGUCAUCGUCGCCGCAGACGAACGGGGACCGAUCGGGCACACACGAGAAAGGCGAGACGUUCAGCGACCGAAGCAAGAGCAUGGAUAAGGACCAGGGCGCGCGGCGAAGCUUCUUUCGCAGCCCCGCCAACGGACCGGCAGAGGCCGAGGGGACCGAAUGGGUGAUAACGGAUUCGGGAGGGCGACAGAGCUCCGACGUGCGGUCCAGCACCGCGGACAAGGAAAACGAUGAGCGCCCUCCGUCCAGCGGUGGGAAUGGGAUGGCGAGGAUGGGGAGCGUCCGCAAGCGGUUCAGCAUGCUGAGGCUGGGGAAGAAGUCCAGCCGGGGCAACGUGCUGAUGGGGAGCGUCGAUGAGGAGUAG
Molecule: messenger RNA, 6147 nt
Organism: Sodiomyces alkalinus F11
Lineage: Eukaryota; Fungi; Ascomycota; Sordariomycetes; Glomerellales; Plectosphaerellaceae
Product: SH3 domain-containing protein
Exons: 2
Coding region: 1-6147 (2048 amino acids)
Biological process (GO): small GTPase-mediated signal transduction
Cellular component (GO): cytoplasm; plasma membrane
Molecular function (GO): small GTPase binding; guanyl-nucleotide exchange factor activity
Source: RefSeq, a predicted model, not a curated record